Molecule: messenger RNA, 1255 nt
Organism: Ochlerotatus camptorhynchus
Lineage: Eukaryota; Metazoa; Arthropoda; Insecta; Diptera; Culicidae
Exons: 3
Coding region: 71-1198 (375 amino acids)
Cellular component (GO): nucleus
Molecular function (GO): zinc ion binding
Source: RefSeq, a predicted model, not a curated record
GAAGCAAGUGGUGUUUCUAAUCGCAAAAUUUCGUUAGAAAAAAUUAAUUGUAUUUCAUUCAAAUCGCACCAUGACCAACGUGACGGUGGUGUUCGAGUACGAGGAACCGGAAUACUGUCGGCUCUGCCUGUCGGAAGCAACAAAGUACAACGAAUUGACGACGAUCGGAGAAGCUUCCACCGACGUUGAGAAGGGCAUCACCACCGUCAUUCGGGAGCUACUGAAAAUUGAACUUGAUCCAGCAAAGGAUAAGGAUGCGUUCAUUUGUUCCACGUGCGUGGAGAGUUUGGAGGAAUUUCACCGAUAUAAAUCCCGCUGCCAACAGAAUAACGAAGCACUGGAGAAGAAAGCCAACGACCGGAAGGAAAGGCAAAUCGAACUGGCCAAGAGUGCAAUAGAGAAUACCAACGUGCUGGAUCAGGUGAAGGAUGGCGAACCGAUUAAGGUGGUUAUCCGCAUGAAUGCUGAGGGGAAGGCUUCCGUGCGGCUACAAGUUCAGUCGAAACAGCCGGUUAAGAGCGCUGAAACCAGCAACACGCAGCCCACUCUUCCAGUGACACAGACAAUCGCCAGAAAAUUGAUUCGGCUACCGAAGCAGGAAUACUACUUCUACAAGACACUGAGCUCCAACUGUGGCCUGAUCUACGGGGGAUAUCGAUACUGUGCAUCGGUUCCCCGGAAGAAUGGUACCCAUUGGAUCUGUGAACAGCGAAGGAGCCACGAGUGUCUCACGCUACUCUACGUAGAUAAAUCGUACAAUGCGUUUUAUCUGCAUUCCGGCCACAACCAUGAGCCACCCCUACUGAGACCGAAUCUUCACAUAUACAAAGCCAAUGAUGUCCUAGCCAAAGUUAUCGAGAAGGAAGAGCAAAUUCGGACGAUACGGUCGACCAAGAAGGAAAGUGAGCAAAGUCAUCGGGAAUGUUCGGAUAAAGAACUGGUGGAGGCCUUAUCGUCGACGGAAAUGCAAAUUAAAGACGAAUCGGACACAGAGUCAGACAGCGAUGAAGAGGACGAGGAAUUCGACUCCCGUGAUGAAUUAUCCGAUCUGUCGGAUUCCCAAAUGGUGAGCGUGGAAAUGUUACCAGAUGAAGUGAAGCAGGAGCCAGAUUCGAAAGCCGAUCCAACCCCAGCCGCGUCAUCGCACGUUAAAAUAGACGCCGGAGAAAACACAUACAUUAUUCAGGAGUUAACAUAAGUUCGAAUGUUGAAUAAACGGUCACAAAUCGCUACAGCUUACAGCUUUUACAUUCAA